AUGGGAAGUUUGCAGCAGCAGCAACAGCAAGGGAGUGAUAUUUCACUUCCUCAAUCAUCGGGUAGUGGAAGCAACCGCAUAGCUGCUAUCGAUGUGGAGGAAACAACCCCACAAUCCUUCUGUGGUAGCAACAGCAAACGUUUUGAUCAUGAUGACCCAAAACAUGAUCAGAAACCUGGAUGGAGAAAGUUUUUGUCAUUUGUAGGCCCUGGUUUCCUUGUCUCAAUUGCUUAUCUUGAUCCUGGCAACCUGGAAACUGAUUUGCAAGCAGGAGCCAACCAUAAAUAUGAGCUACUGUGGGUGCUUUUCAUUGGAAUGGUCUUCGUUCUCAUAAUCCAGUCUCUUGCAGCAAAUCUUGGAGUCAGCACCGGCAAGCACCUAUCAGAAGUGUGCAGGGCUGAGUACCCAAAAUUGGUGAAGUAUUGCCUAUGGUUAUUUGCAGAAAUUGCUGUCAUAGCUGCUGAUAUACCUGAAGUUAUUGGGACAGCCUUUGCACUAAAUAUACUGUUUCACAUCCCUGUGUGGAUUGGAGUUCUCUGCACUGGUUUAAGCACCCUCCUCCUCCUUGGCCUGCAAAGAUUUGGGAUAAGGAAGCUGGAAACGUUAAUAGCAAUGAUGGUAUUUGUAAUGGCCGGAUGUUUCUUCGGGGAAAUGAUAGUAAAACCUCCAGCAUCUGGCGUGAUUAAGGGCAUGUUUGUGCCUAAUCUUGCAGGCCAAGGAGCCAUUCCGGACACCGUUGCCCUCUUGGGCGCCAUUGUUACACCGCACAAUCUCUUUCUUCACUCUGCUCUCGUGCUCUCUAGAAAAGUAUCUAAGACUGUUCGAGGCAUCAAUGCUGCCCGUAGAUUUUACCUGAUAGAGACGGGCGUUGCGUUGUUUGUGGCGUUUUUGAUCAACCUAUCGGUUGUUUCAGUGUCGGGCACCGUCUGCGCAGCCGAUAAUCUUUCGAGUGAUAACCAAGAUCGAUGCAACAAUGUUAACCUCGACUCUGCUUCCUUUCUGCUCCAGAAUGUGUUGGGAAAGUCUAGCUCAACCCUUUAUGCCAUUGCACUUCUUGCCUCGGGGCAAAGCUCUACCAUUACAGGCACUUAUGCAGGACAAUUUAUCAUGCAGGGUUUCUUGAAUCUUAAAAUAAAGAAAUGGAUGAGGAAUUUGAUGACUAGGUGUAUCGCUCUUACACCUAGUCUUAUAGUGUCCAUCAUUAGUGGAUCUCAUGGGGCCGGAAGACUAAUCCUCAUUGCAUCGAUGAUUCUUUCAUUUGAGCUACCAUUUUCUCUGAUCCCACUUCUUAAAUUCAGUAGCAGCUCAGCCAAGACGGGACCAUACAAGAAUUCCAUAUAUAUCACUGUGAUUUCAUGGAUUUUAGGCCUUGGAAUCAUCGGCGUCAACAUCUAUUACCUAACCACAGCCUUUAUAGGUUGGUUGAUUCAUAAUAAUUUACCAAAAGUUGGGAAUGUAUGCAUAGGAAUCAUUGUAUUUCCUCUCAUGGCAAUAUACAUCCUGGCAAUCAUCUAUCUAACCUUCCGAAAAGACACUGUUGUAAUAUAUAUCGAGCCCGAAAAUAAUGACCCAGCUAUCCAAGCUCGGUUGGAAAGUGGGCUAGGCAACACUGACAAGUCCUUCGAGGCUGACAAUGUUCCUUACAGGCAGGAUUUAGCUGACAUCGCACUAUCAGAGUAGGUAGUUUCUGAUCUCUCAAAACAAGUUUGAC
This is a messenger RNA of Durio zibethinus, 1711 nucleotides long. Lineage: Eukaryota; Viridiplantae; Streptophyta; Magnoliopsida; Malvales; Malvaceae. The record is from RefSeq and is a predicted model, not a curated record.